Messenger RNA from Lobosporangium transversale, 249 nucleotides. RefSeq lists its product as hypothetical. NCBI's taxonomy places the organism in Eukaryota, Fungi, Mortierellomycota, Mortierellomycetes, Mortierellales, Mortierellaceae. The record is from RefSeq and is a predicted model, not a curated record. The annotation marks the transcript as partial. The transcript has a single exon.
CGCAUGACGGAUAUCACCAGGUUCGAUCGUUUGGAGUGGGCACUUCCAGUGAUGCAACUAUUCCAUCUUCAGAUGAAUCUUGCAUCCACCAUAUUUAAGGCACAUUAUGGAUCUCAGUCUACCGAAGGUUCGCUGGCGUAUUUUGUGGCUUGUUUAGAUCGAAGGCGCUUGGCGUUUCAAUCACAAGAUUAUCGCGCCCUGGAUGAGUUCCUUUGGCUUGUUUUUGAUGCAAUGGUCAGAACGCUUUGG